GCCAUGAUGAAACAAAUUUUGCUGGCUGUGUGCCUUGUGGCACUGGUUUAUGGUGUGAUACGGGUUCCUCUGAAGAGAGAAAAGAUUCUCAAGAGACAAUUCUCACGCUCAUGGUCUUCAAAUUUUUUGAAUAUGGUCAAAGACACUGAAAUGUGUGCUGCAGCAGCCCCCAAUGAACCCCUCAUCAAUUACUUGGAUAAUAGUUAUUUUGGACUGAUAUCAAUUGGCACUCCUCCUCAGAACUUUACAGUGAUCUUUGACACUGGCUCGGCUAACUUGUGGGUCCCAUCAAUCUAUUGCACUAGUCCAGCCUGUGCCCAGCACUCCAAAUUCCAGCCUAGCAAGUCAAGUACCUACUCUUCUAAUGGCUCAAAGUUCUCCCUGGAGUAUGGCACUGGAAGCCUCUCGGGUAUAAUAGGAAUUGACACUGUUACAGUUCAAGGUAUCACUGUACGGAACCAGCUCUUUGGUGAGAGUUCUUCAGAGCCAGGCAGUACCUUUGAGGAUGCACUUUUUGAUGGAAUCUUGGGCCUUGCAUAUCCACUAUUGGCAGUUGGAGGCUGCACUCCUGUCUUUGAUAACAUGAUGCAUCAGAAUUUAUUGGAAGAGCCCUUGUUCUCCGUCUACAUGAAAAGAGAUUAUAACUCAACUGAUGGAGGGGAGCUGACAUUUGGUGGCUUUGACACAUCCCGCUUCUUUGGGCAGCUGAACUGGGUGCCUGUCUCUAACCAGGGCUAUUGGCAGAUUCAACUAGACAACAUACAGGUUGCAGGUGAAGUGGUAUUAUGCAAAGGAGGGUGUCCAGCCAUUGUAGACACUGGCAGCUCCCUGAUUGGUGGUUCCUUGUCUGACGUCCUACAACUCCACAAUGCUACUGGUAUUACAGAUGCCAAUGGAGAGUACAGCGUGGAUUGCAAUAGGUUGCAUGAAAUGCCAAUUGUCACCUUUACUAUUAAUGGAAUCGGAUACACACUGUCUGCUAAGCAAUAUACAACAGCGGAGGGUGACAAUGUCUGCAGUAGUGGAUUUCAGGGGCUCGAUAUUGGAUCCCUCUGGAUUCUGGGUGAUGUGUUCAUUGGCCAAUAUUACUCUGUGUUUGAUCGGGGGAAUAAUAGAGUAGGGUUUGCUCCAUUGGUAGCUGCCUAUGAAUCCAAUGAGGUGUGACUCAAACCUUAAGGCA
Messenger RNA from Pelobates fuscus (common spadefoot toad), 1180 nucleotides. Its product is annotated as cathepsin E-B-like. Gene Ontology annotation, molecular function: aspartic-type endopeptidase activity. The transcript is spliced from 9 exons. Gene Ontology annotation, cellular component: endosome. NCBI's taxonomy places the organism in Eukaryota, Metazoa, Chordata, Amphibia, Anura, Pelobatidae. Bases 4 to 1164 code for a protein of 386 amino acids. Gene Ontology annotation, biological process: antigen processing and presentation of exogenous peptide antigen via MHC class II; proteolysis. The record is from RefSeq and is a predicted model, not a curated record.